CGAGGAUUUCGUACACCACGGUGCUGCUCGGUGCAUGCACGUCUCCGCGAUCUAAGACUUCAAAACAACGCAAUCUGUAGUUCAUCAGAUGUUUCGAUACGCCCCUGCUCAGGGCGACCGGGCUGGUUGGAACAAGCUCGCUCACGAGUGUGCUCAGGGGGCCAUUUUCAACUCAGCGGAACGCCUCCCGCAUUCCAGGUGUCUCCCAAAUACAAGGGAGGGCCUUCUCAAAGACUUGAAAUCGCUGAUUCUUGACCAAAGGCGCAAGAUUGUGUGGUUAUCGGGUGACUCCGGCUCUGGGAAGUCUACAGUAGCCCAUACGUUCGCGGAAGAACUUCAAAGGAAGGACAAGCUUGUGGCGACAUUCUUUUUCUCGAGGAAGCAUACUAAGCGCAGCACGUUCAAUCACUUCCUUCUCACUAUAGCUUACCAGCUUGGGUUACACCAUCCUCGCGCUCUAGAGGUCAUCAUGAAAGCCAUCUCCGACGAUCCCGCGCUGCUAUCUUCUCAGAAGUCACGUAAUGACCAAUUUGAGAAGCUGUUCAUCGCUCCUCUGCAGCAUCUUGCCAUGAUCUGGCGGGGGAAGAUCGGCAUGUCACUUAUCGUGGAUGCGUUGGACGAGGGCACCACUAGUGGCACAUCCCACAUCGAACCAUUCAUCUCGAUUCUCGCCCGCCUCAUUCGAGACGAGACUAUCCCUAUCCAUAACAUCAUCAUCUCCGGCAGGCCCUGGCCGCAGAUACAAACGGUUAUGCUUGCAGAUCAUCUAGCAGAUAUCAUGAAUGUUUUACGACUCGACGAUUACGACUCUCGGCAGGACGUAGAGCACUACAUGCGCCAUGGGUUUGGGCGGAUUUACGAUGCUCAUGAUCUCUCUUUCCUGUAUCCUAAGCCGUGGCCGUCAUUCAACGACUUCACGAUGUUGUCGGAGAGAGCUAACGGGCGCUUCAUCUUUGCAGCGACCAUACUCCGACUCGUUGACCGAGAUCAGCCUCACGAUCACCUUGCGUUGGUCUGCAGCAUGAUUCGAGGAAGCGUAGAGCACGCGUGGGGUAACAUCGACUUUCUCUACGCGUCCAUUAUCAACAGCAUCGACCCUUCUGCUCGCAGCAUCGGAUUACGCUACCUGUCCCUCAUCGUUCAUCUCGCUGAACCCCUCUCCUUGUCCGACUUACACAGGUUCUUCGGCGUUAACAUUUAUCCACACCUCUUACCAUUCUCCGCUCUGAUAUCCAUCCCAUCUCUGUCGUCCUCCGAAGUAGUUCAGAUUUACCACAGCUCGCUGCGCGAUUACCUUCAGAAAGAAACCAAUCGCGUCGAUGUCCGAAGCACGCAGCUACACCGACCGCUCGCGACUCAAUCCUUUCGCACGAUGGCAAGGUUGCUAAAGCGCGACAUAUGUGGACUCGGCGACCCAUCGUUGUUACAUCACGAAAUCACUGACUUUGCUCAGAAGCGCGAUCGCGGCAUUCCGGGUGCCCUCAGAUAUUCUUGCCUUCAUUGGUUGUAUCACCUUCAGCAGGCCGAUCUAGAUAUGACAAUCCGCGCUCAGCUCCUCGACUUUCUGGAGAAGCGCAUUCUGUAUGCUAUAGAGGUCUAUGGGAUACUCGGUGAGUUGGUGACCGGCGUAAACAUACUGAGGGACGCUCGCAAACUUGUGGCAACCUGGUCUAAGGAUUCGUUUUCCGGCAAGGACCUUGCCCUGGCAUUGCUCUAUGACAGCUGGAGAUUAACGCUGGAUUUCUUCGAUGCAAUCAACACGUCCGCACUCCAUGUAUACGAGUCUGCGCUGCCCACUUCUCCUGCCAUGUCACAGAUCCGCUUUACGUACGCUCACGUCCUAGCGGAAGCAACUGUCUUCGUAUUUGAAGAAGGGCUAGACGAGCAGUGGGACUGUGCUCUACGUGUGGUCCAGUUGGAGAAUGUCAACGAUAUCUCUGCCGUCUCUCCAGACGGUUCUCAAGCCGUGAUAGAGGUCAGGGACUUCUUGAAGGUCCUGGAUACAGCUACGGGAUGUGUCAUUGCUUCGCUCCCCACCGAUAACUUAGAUUGGCCAUUUCGCAUACACCACAAUGGGUCACUUGUAGCCAUCACGAGCCCGAUGCCCCAGACUCGGGUGGUUCAUUUGUGGCACCCUGCCAGUGGCGGCAUGUCAUCGCUUGCUUUGCCGCCAGCAACGUCUGUGGUUCGGGGGUCAGCAUUUUCUCGCGAUGGGCACAGGCUUGCAAUAGCAUGUUUCCAAUCGAGCUCGAGCUUAUUUGGCUCUGUAUCUUCUGCCAUAAGCUCCAACACCACCAUCGAGGUGUACAGUACGCACAGCUUCCAACAAAUCUCAAGUUUUCC
This is a messenger RNA of Coniophora puteana RWD-64-598 SS2, 2343 nucleotides long. RefSeq lists its product as uncharacterized. The transcript has 3 exons. NCBI's taxonomy places the organism in Eukaryota, Fungi, Basidiomycota, Agaricomycetes, Boletales, Coniophoraceae. The record is from RefSeq and is a predicted model, not a curated record. Gene Ontology annotation, molecular function: protein binding. The annotation marks the transcript as partial.